Molecule: messenger RNA, 2681 nt
Organism: Chilo suppressalis (striped riceborer)
Lineage: Eukaryota; Metazoa; Arthropoda; Insecta; Lepidoptera; Crambidae
Source: the annotation of a GenBank genome assembly
UAGUAUUGUACGGACUGUACGUGACUUUAUUCGUCUGCUCCAGCUGUCUUCUCUAUUGAAAUUGUUACACUCACUGUAAGCGAGAUCUCGCUAAAUUUAUUGUGUCCGCCGCUUAACAGUGAUAAGACAUUUUAGCGGACCAAACGAAUUUGUCCCGUCAGUUCUCAGUGGCACAUGAUCUGUCGCGCUCAGCUGUCGCGUGUCGGUCGCGUUGUGUUCCGUCCGUGGUUCGUGCGACCCCAUGCAAUUGACACCACACCAUGUCGAAAGUCAAGACGAUGCUCAAGAUCGGCGGUGGCGCCGUCCUCGUGGCGGCCAUCAUCGCUGUGUUCGUUGUGGCCACGCAGGGCCGCGACCCAGAAUUAGAGGCCUUAGAACACGAGGGUAGAGAAUACAUAUUGCAACUGGACAAAGCGUCAGGCCUAAGGAAGACCAGGGGCAACCUAGCUGAAUGGAAUUACACGGCUAAUAUCACUAAGGAAAAUGAAGAAAAAUGGAUACAAUUAAGGCUAGAGAUAUCGAAGCAGGAUAAACUGGCGUGGGAGGAGACGAAAAUGUACAAGUGGCAAGGCUUCCAGGACAACUCCCUGAAGAGAAUGUUCAAGAAGUACAGCGAGUUGGGGGUGGCCGCGUUGCCCGAUGACAAGUACAAGCAGCUUAUGAGGUCUGUGUCAGGAAUGGAGGCCAACUACGCCACAUCGAAGAUUUGCUCGUUCAAGGACAAUGCCAAAUGUGACUUGGCUUUGGAGCCUGAUAUCACAGAAAUUUUUGCAAAGAGCGUAGAUCCUGAAGAACUGAAGCACACGUGGGUAGAAUGGCAUAAGGCAGCCGGCGCUAAAGCAAGAAACAACUUCACGCAGUACGUGCAACUCUACAAUGAAGCAGCAAAACUUAACGACUAUAAAGACGUAGCCGAUUGGUGGCAGGCAGAUUAUGAGGUCCCGAAUUUCGAAGAACAGUUGGCCAAACUCUGGGAUAACGUGAAGCCCCUGUACCAACAGCUGCAUGCUUAUGUCAGAAAACGACUGAGGGAUAAGUAUGGUGAUCACGUAGUUUCUGCUAAAGGCCCCAUCCCUGCUCAUCUUUUAGGCAAUAUGUGGGCACAGACGUGGAACAACAUUGAAUCAUUCACCCGACCUUAUCCGGACAAAAAGGAGAUCGACAUUACACAAGCAAUGAAGGACCAGAAGUACACACCACUGAAAAUGUUCCAAAUGUCAGAUGAGUUCUUUAGGUCGUUGAACCUGACGGCGAUGCCGGAGAAGUUUUGGAAUAACUCCAUCAUCGAGAAGCCGACUGAUAGAGAAAUAGUCUGCCAUGCUUCUGCGUGGGACUUUUAUGAUGGAGAAGACUUUAGGAUCAAAAUGUGUACCACGGUGACUGGAGAGCAUUUGAGGACUGUACACCAUGAGAUGGGGCAUGUUCAGUAUUAUUUGCAGUAUAAAGAACAGCCGUUCGCAUUCCGCGAGGGUGCUAACCCAGGGUUUCACGAAGCUGUUGGUGAUACGAUAGCUUUGUCGGUAUCGUCACCCAAGCAUUUACGUAGCAUCGGUCUCGUCAACGGAGAUGCUGAUGACGAGCAGACUGAAAUCAACCAACUUUACAAAAUGGGUAUAGACAAAAUAGUGUUCCUUCCCUUCGCAUAUACGUUGGACUUAUUCCGUUACGGUGUGUUCCGUGGUACGACGCCUCCUGAAGACUAUAAUUGCCACUUCUGGAGAUUAAGAGAAGCUCUGCAAGGAGUCGAGCCACCGGUCAACAGGACUGAGGAAGACUUCGAUGCGGCUGCUAAGUACCAUGUCUCGGCUAACGUUGAAUAUGCAAGGUACUACGUGUCGUUCAUCAUUCAGUUCCAAUUCCACCGAGCGCUGUGCAACAUCGCCGGCGAGUAUGUGCCCGAGGACGUCACCAGGAAGCUGGUCGACUGCGACAUUUAUAGAAGUGUCGCCGCCGGCAACGCGUUAGCGAAUAUGCUGAAGAUGGGCUCGUCGAAGCCAUGGCCGGAUGCGAUGGAGGCGCUCACGGGUCAGCGAGCCAUGCGCGCCGACGGCCUGCUCGAGUACUUCCGCCCGCUGCACGACUGGCUGCUGGCUGAGAACCAGCGCACCGGCGAGCACAUCGGUUGGGAGCCUAGUAAAAUACAAUAUUGCACGAGCGAGCAACUAGCAGCGCUGAGUGCGAAGGAGGCGACCACGCACGCGCCGGCCUCUUGACUGCGCAGUACUUACCACACCUUAGGCUAAUUCUAGAUCAACAGUAUUCCCUAAUUAAAUGUUUCUAGUACAAAAGCAUUUCUGUGUUCUAAAUGGUAUUUCCUUAUACCCAAAUAAUUUUAAAUGAUUCAUCCGUGGUAUAAUGUAAUUGCAGGAGAGUAACUCUGUUUGUAUAACGUCGAUAUUUUCAAGGCAAGAGUGAUUUAGGCAGGGCCGUAGCCACAGUUGUACUUUUUUUAUUUUUUAUAAUAUAAUACAAACCCCGCUCAGUGGCAGGACUUUCUUAUGCUUAUGCUAUAAUACAUUUUCUUUUCGUUAUGUAAUAUUCUUUGCCUUUUAAUUGUAUUUUCAAUUAAUUACUUGUUUCUUGUUUUCUGUUUUUAACUAUGUUCUUUUUGCUCUCUUAUUAGUAAUUAUAAAUAUGCCACAUUUUCUUUUCGUUUCCGUUAUAAUACUUUCCUCUUUUCC